This is a messenger RNA of Harpegnathos saltator (Jerdon's jumping ant), 3498 nucleotides long. Its product is annotated as mesoderm induction early response protein 1. Gene Ontology annotation, cellular component: nucleoplasm. Bases 650 to 2605 code for a protein of 651 amino acids. Gene Ontology annotation, molecular function: transcription corepressor activity; histone deacetylase binding. Gene Ontology annotation, biological process: negative regulation of transcription by RNA polymerase II. The transcript has 5 exons. The record is from RefSeq and is a predicted model, not a curated record. Lineage: Eukaryota; Metazoa; Arthropoda; Insecta; Hymenoptera; Formicidae.
GUGAUCGCAUCCAUCUUCUGAAUGCAUGAUCCGAUGAGCGAAUAUGAUGAAUAUAAAUAAUGUGCGUCUUUCGGUUACUUCGUUUACUUAUGAUUUUUGCAUGCCGCAUACGUUGAUAUAUACGAAUCACGCUUUCCAGCCAUUGAAGACUUGUGCCUUACAAAUCUUGCAUUUCGCAUGUUCCAGUCGACGAAUUUGUUGUUGCUUGUGAACAAGGACAAUAGAAGACUCUGAUUUAUAUGGUGUUUAUAACCGAAGGGAUUGAUCCACUGGAUUAUUCUAGAGAACAAGAGUAACUGGCGACGUUCUACAAAGUAGCGAUCGUCAUUAUAAAAAGACUGUACGCAUUGGAUUGCAAAUAUUACUGUGACACGGAUAUUGAUAUGAGGUUAGAGUCCGCGUUAUUCUGUGCUAUCAACAUAUCUCACCUUGCAUUUAUCUCGUUUGUGUUGGACAUUAAAGUUAAAUAUUAAAUUAAGAUCAGACUCAAUUGUCACUUCUGUGUUUCUGACAGACUAUAUAAAAUGGACUGCUGGAGAAUAUAAUUGUUGUAUACAGUGGUGAUAAGAUCUGGUGCUCCAUCUGUGUUGAUGUGUGUAUUCCAUUUGUGUCAUGUUUCCACUUCGGUGAAAUUAGGGAUUGUAGAAUCAUGACGGAUCCAGAAUACGAUAUGGGUCCUGCGGCGGAGGUGAAAUAUCCAGUACCUCCUGAAUUUGAUGACGAACAAACAUUAGACGAAGAAGAAGCUUUAGAAGGUAGUGAAGAUUCUCACGAGUUGUCCAAUUUACAAAAGGAGGGUGAUAUGCCACUGAAAGAUCUGCUUGCCAUGUAUGGAUACGGCGAUCCCUCAACGGAGAACUCGGACAGUUCCGAUCACAUGUUGCUGCCGUCCGGAAGUGGCGAUCCCGAAACCGAGGAGCGUUAUUCAGACAAAGGUGACAACGACGCGGACGACGACGACGAUGAUGACGAGGCCGAUGCAAAUAGUAACGAGCCAGAUCUCAAACAGUUCUACACAGAGAUGCUAGUGAAGGGGAAAGAUAAGACAUCAUCGAUCUCAACGACAAAAAGCAGUGGCGGCGGUGGGACGGGCAGUGGGGAUAACAGAAGGCACAGAAUUGACGAUGACGAUGACGACGACGAAGAUCCCGAGGCUGAAGAGUGCACGAUGACGGGCUCUCGAAGUGGGAGCGGGAAUACAAGAUCGUCACCUACAAUCGCGGGAAUCAACGCCGUUACAUGCACCGGUAUGGUUAAUUUAGGAGGCUGCCCAGCGACCGGCGUCACUAACAGUACAGUAGAAGGAGCCACUAGUGGUGCAAUAGACGUACCAGAAGAUGGGAUUGUCAGCACUGGAAUAGGAAGUGGUAGUUCGAGACUUUUGCGAAGUGUUUCGAGACCACAAAGUGAAGAAGAAGAGGACGAUUGCGAUUACAGUCCAGACGAGGAAGAGUGGAAGAAGACUAUCAUGGUCGGUAGUGAUUUUCAAGCUGCAAUACCGGAAGGUUUAUGGUUCUACGAUGACGCGUUGCCGUAUGAAAAUGAAGACAAGCUCUUGUGGGAUCCCACUCCGAUAUCUGAAGAAGAUACAAAUGAAUUCCUAGAACGCGCGCAGCUUCCGGCGGUAAAGGGCGGCUCAUUACCGGCUGGAUCUCAUAUCAGAGACGACGAACAAGCGUUGUAUCUCUUGCUGCAGUGUGGCUAUAAUCUUGAGGAGGCUCUGAGAAGACGUAGAAUGAACGUGGUACCACCAACGGAAGCGGUGAGUCUUUGGUCGGAAGAGGAGUGUCAUAAUUUUGAGUCGGGACUGCGGACUUACGGGAAAGAUUUUCAUCUUAUACAGAAAAAUAAGGUCAGGACGAGAUCUGUCGGAGAAUUAGUGCAAUUUUAUUACUUGUGGAAGAAAACCGAACGACAUGACAUAUUCACGUACAAAGCUCGAUUAGAAAAGAAAAAAUAUGCGCUGCAUCCUGGUAUCACGGACUAUAUGGAUCGAUUCCUCGAGGAGCAGGAGGGUGUGCGAGAUCGCAGCAGCUCGCCGAAUGUUAAUUAUCUGCUGUACGGCGAUGCUAAACGGCAGAGGUCCAACGCCAACGUCACUAACAACGACGAGAUCAAGUCGGCCGAGAAUUGGGACGGGAAUUCCGUUGAUCCGUUGGCGGACAUCAACGGUCCGACGCCGCCUCCACCUCCGCCGCCCCCGCCGCCGCCACCUCUGGCAACGUCCGCUGCGACUACCAUCUCCUCGACGUUGUGCAGUUCCAGUGCUUUAAACAUACCAAUAUCCCAUUGCUCGUCGUCUGCUCGCCAUCCGGAUGGCUCAUCGUCCGAAUCCGACUGUGCUAACCCGCUGGCGUGGAGCGCUGCCGCAGCGUCUCGAACUCAAGCUACCUCCUCCGUAAUCACGACGAUAACAAUCAACACCACCACAGCCAGCACGUCCACAACUGUCGGCUCAAUGAACACAGUUACUACUAGUUCCACCGUCACCGCCACCGCCGCCGCGGUUUCUAACAAUUACUAUCAGCGAGUGACGUCAUCCAGGAGCAACGAUUCCCAUGACUCGCCCUCGCCGGAGAACAUUUUACCUCAUCUGCCCCCUUAGCAUCUAAUCCGACCUUCAGGUGUCCAACCUGAAAGGCGGCGGAUGUCUUUGCGCGGUGUGUCCAACUCAGCAUUCACACCAUCGCUAUUGUCGUAACGCAUAAUAUUCGUUAAUAUCAAGGAUUAUAUUUUUAUACCGUAUCGUAAUAUGAUUAUCAAUCGUCCUUAGCGUGAGUGCGCGCGAUGUACAGUAAGAUGGAGGGGUUAGGUGAUACGUAAGAUGGAAGGGACGCACGACGGAGCAUAAGAGAGCGUGUCACUGUACGUAAGGUACAAACAGAUGAGGAAAGAAGAAAUAAAAUUACAAAAGAAAACGCGAGUCACUGUGAAACUUUCUUUCUAUUUUUCUCCUCUCUGUCUCCAUACGUAUAUACGUUUCAUAAGGUAGAAUACAUUUUGAAGGAACUUGUUGAGAGAAUGUAGAUGGGCCAGCAGAGGAGUGGAAUAGUAUUACAUACCGCGGAUGAAAAUCUAUGUAGAUAGAUGAUUGUACUACAUAACUGAUCAUUCAACUUGUCGAAAGCAUGUCUCUUCAGCAGUAUAUUUAUAACGAUCACGAAACUCUUACGGAACAACUUGUCAUUCUAUAGAAUGCGAUGCUCGAUAGAUCAUUGGAACAACGAUCGAAUCGAAUGAAAGUCAGUAGAAACACAUGGUCAUCAUGAUUUUAACAUAAAGAACGCGCUGCAACUAGCGGUUCUAAUGAUUUCCUUCGUUUUGUCCCUCGUUAAGUGUAGUUGGCUGUGUAUAAAAUUAUAUAUAGUUUGUAUUCUCACAUUUUUCUUAGAAACUAUUUAAGGAUCACGAAAUGUUUCUAAUUUACUGGAUAUACAUUAUUUUAUGUUCAAUCAUUUAUAAAUAGUAUUGAUAUAAAAGUACACGCUAAAUUAAAAA